AGACAUCUCUUAACACGGGACUAUUUACAGUUUAAAAUUAAGUAAGAGUUAGAUAGAUAGAAAAAUAGAUAAAUUAAUAUCCUACAAUCUGUAUCCUUCAAUUUGUUUUGAGACUUUAAUUUAUUGACAGUCCAUACAUUUAAUAGUCUAUGGAAACCAUGAGAAUGAAUUGAUAACAGAGAGCUGUUAUUGAUUUAAUUAUUAUAUUGAUUGAGUCAUCAGAUCAUUUUAACUUGUGUCCCUUCUCCCCCUCAUAGAGCCACCAUUCCACCUGUGGGACAUCUCCAAACUGAAACUGACUUCAUAUCCGUCUGUGAUCCUCAUUUACACAACACCUCUCCUGCUGUAGCCCCUCCUCUCCCCAGCCCUCCUCCCUCUCCUGCCUAUGCUGCUGCUGAUGAUCACCACCUCCUGAACAGGCGCUCCUGUCCUGGUGUUCCUCCUGUCAGUGUGUCCUCCUGCAGCUCAUCUGUCCACAUGCUCUCAGCACAGAGGGAGCAGACAGGAAGUAGCUCCUCCACCUCCUUCACCUCGUCCUCCUCCUGAGGGCUUUAACUCCUGGAUUACACUGAUACUCCAUUUCUUUUUUAUUUCAUUGAUAUAUCUUUUUCCUCACACCUGCCGUCAUGUCUCGAGCUCCUGAUGGUGUGAGUAAACUCACUGAAAGUACUUACAAGAAUGUGAUGGAGCAGUUUAACCCCGGGCUGAGGAACCUGGUCAACCUUGGGAAGAACUAUGAGAAAUCGGUCACAGCUAUGACUCUCGCUGGAAAGGUCUAUUUUGAUGCCGUGGCGAAGAUGGGAGAGAACGCCAUGGUGUCUCCAGUCUCCAGAGAUCUUGGUCUGGUUCUGAAGGAGAUCGCAGAGACUCACAGGAAGAUUCAUAACGAACUUGAAGAAAACUUUAAGAGAUUUCACAGAGAGAUAAUCAUCGAGCUGGAGAAGAAAACAGAGAUGGACGUGAAAUACAUGAACGCCACCUUCAAACGCUACCAGUCGGAGCACAAAAUGAAGCACGACUGCUUGGAAAGAUCUCAGACAGACCUGAAGAAGCUGAGGAGGAAAAGUCAGGGGAAGCAGUCAUCCAAGUACGAAACCAAAGAGAACGAGUAUAUGGAGACCAUCUCCUCUCGGCAGAUGGACAUGCAGAAGUUCAUCGCAGACGGCUGCAGAGAGGCCCUGCUGGAGGAAAAGAGACGCUUCUGUUUCCUGGCUGACAAACACUGCAUGUUCUCCUAUCAUAUUAUCAACUUCUACGACAAAGCCAAAGAGAUGCUAACUGUGAAGAUGCCAAACUGGCAGGAAAAGUGCAGCGACAUCACCAAAGUGCCAGACACGGUGGCAACAAUGAUUGAAGGUCUUUCUACCACUCCAGAAAAAUCGCCGGCAGUCGAGCAGCGCUACAGCAACUCCAUGCACUCAGUGGUUCCUCCUCCGGCUCCUGCAGUGAAGGCUCAGUUCAGUCCGUUAGCCAACAUGUUCGACCCUGAGCCCAGGUCUCCACUCACCUCCUCUUCAGACCACAACUCAGACCAGGGCAGUCUGGGCGAGGACAGUCUGACCAGGUCCACCUCACUGUCCUCUGGUCUAAACAUGACCAGGAAGCACCGGGUCAGGACCAUCUUCCCCCAUACGGCCGGUAACAACACCACACUUCUGAGCUUCGACGACGGUGACAUCAUCACUCUGCUCAUCUCUGAGGAGAAGGACGGCUGGCUGUACGGAGAACUGGAGAAGACGAGACAACGCGGCUGGUUUCCCUCAUCAUAUUGCAGACCUUACACUGGACCAGUGAUAUCAAACAGCAACAGCCUGGUGGGAACUCCGGUGCGGAGUCUGAGUGUGGCCAGUCUGCCUGAGCAGCAUGAGGACGAGUUUGAGGAUGAGGAGGAAGACGGACCAGUGCUGAUCCCUCCACCAGACUACAGCGACGACGGCCCCUCCAAUCCAGUUUCAGUCUCCUCCACGCCGUCCCCAAAGAACACGGUUUCCUUAGUCAAUGGCUCUGCAAAGGCUCCUUUUCUGGGGGGAGGUAAUCCGUUUGCCACAGUGAAGCUGAGACCAACUGUCACCAAUGACAGGUCGGCGCCAAUCAUCUAAAGCCGGAGCAGGUUGGCAUUUUCACCGCCGUCAUGCCUUCUGCGGGAGUCACACCGCGACACAACAUACUGUAUAGGAACCCAGACCCAACAUCUGAACAGCCCGCCUGCCUAGACUCACUAGUUCCAGUCUGCUUUAUCAGAGAAAAUGUUGAUAAAAACUGUCUUUGUGUCUUUUACUGUGUCACUGUGUUGUUUUCAUUACCAACAGGAAAUCUCCAAGUAGACACUGGAAACACGUGCUCAGACAUCGUAUUAUAAUGUUUGACCACAAGUCUUAAAAGGAACAUUUCAACCCAAAAGUAAAAAUGUGCACUGUCAUUGUCAUUGUGUGUUAAAUACAGUUUGACUUAAAUGACAGGUGCUUGGGGGUUGUCUUGUCUUUGCCAUGUGAACUCUUUGGAAGAGACACAGGUCAAAGUUGGAUCUUUACUUUGGGUUGAAUUCUUUCUUUUAGAAAAUAUCUCAUGAGAUGUUUAAAGACCUGUAGCCGGAGCAGAAAAAGGAAAAACAUGUGAACGAUAGAGUGGCCUGAAGCUGAAGGAUCAGACUCAGACCGUCUUCCUGACUUGCCAAAAGGUAUUCAUCCCCAGGACUUUUUAGUCCUCUCUUAGAAUUGUAUUUGUUGUUGUCCUUCUUAGGAGGCAUUGUGAGAAUGAAGGGAGACUGUUGCUGUAGGAGAGGGUUGUCCAAGCUCAACAGAUUGUCAGUUUACAUUUUAACAUAUGAGAGAUAUUUAUAUACUUUAAGUUUGUAUCAGAUAUUUAAAUUAAAUGUGUAAACAGGAGUUCAGUGACUGGGGUUUCUCUCUAAUCCCUGAUUUUGCUGGCUUUGAUUAAACUGCUGCUUUGUUUUUAAUGUGGCUUAAAUAACCAUUCACUUUGUUCUACCGUUCAAUGUUUUCUCCUUCUGUAAACCAUGUGCCAUUUAUGCUAAAUUAAAACAAAAAGGCUC
Molecule: messenger RNA, 3052 nt
Organism: Cynoglossus semilaevis (tongue sole)
Lineage: Eukaryota; Metazoa; Chordata; Actinopteri; Pleuronectiformes; Cynoglossidae
Gene: baiap2l1a
Product: BAR/IMD domain containing adaptor protein 2 like 1a
Exons: 14
Coding region: 627-2099 (490 amino acids)
Biological process (GO): positive regulation of actin filament polymerization; plasma membrane organization; actin crosslink formation
Cellular component (GO): cytosol; nucleoplasm
Molecular function (GO): protein binding
Source: RefSeq, a predicted model, not a curated record